AUGGAAAAACUGCCCCUUGAACUGAAGCAGCGCAUCUGCAGCUUCCUUACCAGCCCCAAGUCUCUCAAACCAAUCCGCCUUGUCUCGAAGCAAUUCGCUGACGCGGCUGCGCCUUACUUGCUGCCACGCAUCUUUCUCGUCAAGCAUCGUGACAGUUGCGCUGAAGUGCGCGAGAUCGCUGAUCACCCCAUCUUCAGCAAGCAUGUUACCACCCUGGUUGUCGACCCCAGUAACUUGAAAAACCACAAGUCGUUUAAGAAGUGGAUGGACGAACACUCUCAUCUUCGUUCAAGUUUUCCUGACUGGUGGGACUUCAAGCCUGACGACAUUGACUACGACGAAGACGGAGAUCCGAUUCUCGAUACCUCGUACGCACGCUCACAAUGGUCCAACGCACACAAGAAGUUUGAAGCGGCCACAAAGAAAGUCGACAAAACUUUAAGAAGAUCUCAGGAGCAAUACUGGAAAGCUCAGCGUCAGAUUGCUGCGUAUCAGUCCACUGAAGACUUUCGACGCCACUUCUUGGGCACUAUCACCUAUGCCUUCAGGAUGUGUCCCAACCUGGUCAACAUUGUUAUUGCGCCCCCACAGCCGGGUCAGAGUCAUGUCAUCUUCAAGCUGCUCUCCAUGUUCAAAAGCAUACAUCCGCACCCAGAUGCAUGGGUCGAUGCCGACAUGCACGACCCUUUCGAGUUCGGCCUUGCAGAGAUACUGUCUGCUGCAGACCAUAAGAACGCUGGUCUACACUCCUUGACCAUCCUCGACCUUCCCUUCAAGUGUGCAGACUACACCGAGAUUGAGAGCUUCGGGUCCCUCGAACGACUCAAGCACGUCCGCAUUGGCUACACCUGUCUUCCCAAUAACCCAAAGACCAUGUUUGGGUUCAAUCUCGAGGAAGCAAUCAGCAAGGCAAAUGCUCUGGAGACAAUCUGGUUAAAGAUGCCACCUCAACAAAGUAGAAGAAACAUUCUCGACGGAGACGCGAUGUUGCGAGCACUUGAUUCGAGAUUCCUCCGUGAUGUUCUUCUCAUCGACAUGGUUGUUACUGAAGACGCUCUGGUCGCUUUCCUUCUUCGCCACUCUCAGUCGCUGCAGCAGCUGGACAUCGACCUCACUUUGAGCGCUGGAAAUUGGCCUUCGACAUUCAGACGCAUCUCGUGCCAACUGACUGCACUAAAGAGGGUGCAACUCAUCGAAAUCUCGGAGAUAGAGGUGGAUGAAGGCAUGUCACCUUACACUCCUAAAUGGUGCUCAGAAGCACGUGAUUUCAUUCUGAACGGAGGCGUGCUGCCAGAGCCUCUGGCGUACGAUGAGGAAGAGGAUGUGGUUGAUGAAGAGUAUUCUGAGAAGUACUGGAGACCUGCACUGAGAAAGCAAGACCUGCCAGAAGAGGGACUAUGGGAGGACUACGACAGACCCUAG
This is a messenger RNA of Aureobasidium musti, 1422 nucleotides long. NCBI's taxonomy places the organism in Eukaryota, Fungi, Ascomycota, Dothideomycetes, Dothideales, Saccotheciaceae. The record is from the annotation of a GenBank genome assembly.